AUGUCGGAGCAUAAGAAGGAUACUACAGGCAACGCAAAUUGGGAUGAUGAUGACUACGUUGCCCAACUCCUUGCUAAGGAUGCGCGAGACUGCUCACUAAGAUACUCUGCUCUCGGGGUAUACGGCCCAUCGAAACGCGGUGCUCCCAAACCAAAUACACGGUUUUUAAAGCAUAUUAUUCGUGAAACAGACAGCCACAAUGCGAAUUUGAAACGGAAAGAGGAGGAGGAGGCGAGGGAAAAAAUGAGAAACUUGAGGGAAGGGAGAGACAGACACCCUAGACCACCAAGGUCGGGGGAACGAAGUGAACGGGAACACAAACGGCGAAGAGUUGAAUCUCCUGACCGACGUGAGAAGAAAAGUGAAAAGCCUCGCGGCCGUGACCAGGGUAGAUCUCGUCAAACUCGAAAAACAGAAGACAAAUACACAUAUUCGGAUGAUGACUACAAUACACAGUCAAGAAGGCGAAAGCGAGACCAUCAGGGAGAUCGGUCGGACACGGAGGAUGUAUUGCGGGAAUCUGACGUUGGUCGACAUAACCGAAAAGAAGAAAGAGAUCGUCGCGGCCGGCAUCGUCGGAAGCAUGAAUGCUCGAAAUAUGGAUUUGAACAUGCGGAGAAAACCGAUGACAAGGGUGCUUCUCACCACAAUACCCACACUGACAUGGGCCGGAGUCCUCCGCCGUCACCCCCGGCCCAAACACAUGCAGAAGAGAGUCAAAGCAGGCCUCUUCCACCAGGAGAGAGAGAAAAUGAUAGUGCAUGCUCCUCAGAUCCGCUGAGCGAUAUUAUCGGUCCCGCCCCGCCGCCUACAACCUUUACAGGUAGCAAUCAACCCGUACGAUCUCGUGGCCGUGGAGCACACAAAACCACAAAUUUGAGUAAUAUUGACGCCCAUUUUUCGUCAAACUACGACCCCGCGUUAGAUUUACACCUUGAAGAUGACCAAGACUCCAAGUAUGAUCGCCCGCGGCACAUCCGCCCUGUGCCAGGUCUUUUAAACCCAAAGGAAACAGACAAACAUGUCGGCGAUGACUGGGAUAUGGCAUUAGAAGCAUUGCGGGAUCGUGCAUUGUGGAAGCGGAAGGGUGCGGAAAGCUUACGACGGGCUGGAUUUGAGGACAAGGUCAUUGAGAAAUGGGAAGCAAGCAAGCCCUUUGCAGGCCUAGACUCAAGUGAUAGCAGGGAUAUAGAGACCGUUAAGUGGGCUAAGAAAGGGGAGCGCAGGGAAUGGGACAGGGGCAAGGCCAUCGACGAGGAUGGCCAUAUCUCUGUCAAGGCCCCUUGGUAG
Messenger RNA from Microsporum canis CBS 113480, 1290 nucleotides. Its product is annotated as pre-mRNA-splicing factor 38B. Lineage: Eukaryota; Fungi; Ascomycota; Eurotiomycetes; Onygenales; Arthrodermataceae. The record is from RefSeq and is a predicted model, not a curated record. The transcript has 3 exons. The coding region runs from base 1 to 1290 and encodes 429 amino acids.